AUCAAAAAAGAGCAACAAAUGACAUUAAGCAGCAGACGUGAGGUGUUGUUUUCUAAAAUAUUUUCUUUUUGUGGCUUUGUUUUUUUGUUUAUUAUUUGCUUCAUUAUAUCAGUUCAGAUGAAUUAAUUUACUCUGCAUAUCGUACACGUAUCAUGAAUUUAGUUGUAUUAUUUUUGACGAUUUUGUUUACUUUAUUUGGAACAUUUACAUGCGCUGUUUUACCAACAUCAUCGAAUUUGACGAAAUCGAAUGAAUCCAACGGUGCCCAAGAGCUAGUAAGCUCAUCAUCAUUAUUAGAUGAACAAAAGCUGAAUGGCGAUCUUGACGAUCAUGCUGGCGAUCACGAUCAUGUCCAGAGAGUUGUAGGUCGUAAGGGGGUCAACAAUACAGAGGAUAUUGAAAAAGUGCCUACGGAUGAACAUCCGAGUCAUAGCAUAUCAGCCGAUCGAGCCAGCACGACCAUAACAAAAGAUAAUGAGAGUCAGACAAACAUUACCUCUGAAUUGUCAUCCCCUGCAAAGGACAAUAUAACGAAUUCAAGCACAGCGUCAACAAAUACAUCCGAUAGAUAUUCACCGUCCGUAAGUAAAUCAACCGAAACCAGUGCGUCACACACAUCUUCGUCGAAAAUGUCAAAAUCGGAAAAUACGUCGACGUCAACAAAUACGUCCAAAUCAUCGGUUACAAAAUCGACCGAAUCAACGUCCUCCAAGUCUUCUUCCUUCAAUAAGAAACCGUUGGUCACAUAUAGCGUCGAAGACGAUCCAUCUUUGCUCAAUGUUCCCAGGGUGCGACAGUUAAUCUCACCAUUAACGCCGCUAGACGUCAAAGCCGAAGCCGCUAAUUCUGCAUAUUUACCGCCAUCCAGUGAUUUCGUUCUCGAUCGAAUGCAAAGCAAACGUGAGCUGUACAUAUUCCCGCUGGUAGUACUAAUUUUUCUUGUGCCAAUGGUUCUGGGUAUAGGCAUUAUAGUUUUACGCCGUGUACGAGACUAUUGGUCGACAAGGCACUAUCGCCGGAUGGACUUCUUAGUGGAUGGAAUGUACAACACAUGAGAGAACUCUUGUGAUUUUUGAUAUUAUUUUUUUGUUGAAAUUUAAUAUUUUUGUUACUGAUGCAGAUAUAUUUGAUGAUAUUAAAUAUUUUUAAAAAUUUCUAUUCUUA
Molecule: messenger RNA, 1164 nt
Organism: Bradysia coprophila
Lineage: Eukaryota; Metazoa; Arthropoda; Insecta; Diptera; Sciaridae
Source: RefSeq, a predicted model, not a curated record